AACUUCUCACUCAUCGUAACUGGAACACCAAUGACAUUCAAACUUUCUAUCCAAAUUCUGCAAGCAUGGCUACCCCGACUGAGAUAAGACAUGCGUACCGACAUCUAUAUCGAAAUCUUCUCAAGGCAGUGCAAUACACAAUUCCCGCUCGCUUCGUAGCUCGCGAUCAACUCCGGAGGGCCUUUCGUGAGCCAGGUGCCACAUAUGAUGGACGGGGCAUCAAGCGAACCAUUUGGUUUCUCCAGGCGGCAGCGAAAGAGAAGGGGUUGGAGCAUAAGAUCUUGAAGAACUUAUUGCGAGUUCGGCAGAUGAGAUUCCGAAAAAAGGAUUACUCGGCUUAUGAUCCGUUGAAACAUGCAGAACGUGAGAUGAAAGAAGCGAAUGCGACUGCGUAUAAUCAUUAUGAUAUGACGGUCGCUAUGCUUAAUAAAACUAUGGGCAUUUGUCUCCGUUGAAAUCACUCGAGGCUCCCUCAAGUUAAUGAGAGGAAGAGCAAUCCACUACGCCCAGGACUUGCCUCGGAAAACUGCGGUAGUUGAAGGACUUGGAAUACAGACGCACGGAGAUCAAGUUCUAAGACCAAGAAGGAAGAGACACACUGAUUCCUAUUUUGCCAUCAAAGGCCUGAAAUAUUGUCGAAGCUCCCUUAGCAGCUCUUCACCGGGAAGAUGGAAGGGACCUGUACAUCAACUGUACUAUAUACACGGGGCAAAAGUAGUCGCAUGGAUGAUGGCAGAUCUUGGACGGAAUAACCGGCAAAUUAUUUGCAUACGUUCUCACUUGGGAAUUCCCAAUUCCCCGAACGAAGGGACCUUAAAUAGUACAUGUACAAUACAUCGAACAUAAAUCG
Messenger RNA from Fusarium redolens, 850 nucleotides. RefSeq lists its product as uncharacterized. The record is from RefSeq and is a predicted model, not a curated record. Bases 66 to 455 code for a protein of 129 amino acids. The transcript is spliced from 2 exons. Lineage: Eukaryota; Fungi; Ascomycota; Sordariomycetes; Hypocreales; Nectriaceae.